AUGUCGAUCCCCGCGGCCUUUAAAUCCUUUUGGCAUUCCAUGACCAGCAAUGACCGCCAUUCCGAGUACAACUCUCCGUAUCGGACUGGCCAACAUGUGCCGCUCAGCUCCGAGAACCGGCGCAUGAGCGCCCUGGCCGCCGUGGCUACCGCCUCCGACUCGCGCGCCGACAUCUCUUCUCCCUACUACACCGACGAGGGCGCCCUCAGCCCAGCCAUGUCCCAGCGUCCCCUCCGCAGUCCCGGCAUGCCGCUGAGCCCGGCCCCCUACUCACCCGGUGCGCGGUCGGAGAGCGCCCGGCGGGGUCAGCGAACCCACGACGGCUUCGAGGUCUCCACACCCAAUGGCGAGAUCCCCAUGCAGGCGUUUCAGGACGGCCUGCCCCCACCGCCCCCCAUAAGCCGCUCCUGGGAGCGCAUCGACAGCUGGGCCGAGGAAAACUUCCCUGAACUGUUCGACAACCUCUGCGAGGGCUGCACCACCAACGACCUCAAUGACCUCGAGCACAUGCUCGACUGCUCCCUGCCCAUGGACGUCCGCGACUCCUUGCAGGCCCACGAUGGCCAGGAGCGCGGCGGCCUGCCCACCGGCAUCAUCUUCGGCUGCAUGCUGCUGGACUGCGAAGAGAUCGUCCAGGAGUGGGACAACUGGCGCAAGGUGAACUCGGAGUACCUGCAGCAGUCGGCUGCCGCCGCUGCCGCCGCUGCUGCCGCCGCCGCUGAGGCUGCCAAGGCCAGCAGCGCCGAGGCUGGCAACGGGAGCGUCGAUGGCGAGGGCAGCGACGAGGCCUCCUCGUCCAAGGCCCCGUCCACCACCGCUGCUCCGGGCCGGCCCAUGUGGCGACAGGAGCUGCAGUCCCGCCAGGACUGCGUGCCCGCCAACGCCGUCCAGAAGGUCUAUGCUCACCCGGCCUGGAUACCACUGGUCCGUGAUUGGGGUGGCAACAACCUGGCGAUUGAUCUGGCCCCUGGUCCCACCGGUACUUGGGGCCAGGUGAUUUUGUUUGGUCGUGACUACGAUACCAAGUACGUGGUCGCGCGGUCAUGGUCUGCCUUUGUUGCCAUCGUGGCCGACGACCUGAACAGCGGCAAGUGGUUCAUCGAAGAGGACAGCAACGAGCUGAAGCUGCGCGAAUUCAAGAACAGCCGGGUCGAGCCAGGCUACUUUGACAUUCUCCGGUGGCGGACGGACCAGAAGUUCGGCCGCCGUCAACCGAACCCGAAGCGGAAGUCCAUGGCGCCGAGCGUCGUCGCCUCGCCGACCGGUACUGGCUCGCCCUACAUCAGCCCGACAGAACCGCCGUCAGAGCCCCGUGGCCGGCCAUUACAGCGCCUGAGCUCGCCGUCUCCGCUUGGCAGCCCCAGCCGGCCCGGAUUUGGCAAGUCGCCCUUGGCUCGCGUGACAGAAGAGGCUUCACUUCCCAGCUCGGGCGCCGCGUCGCCUAACGGCAAGGCUGCCGAGAAGCUAGUCGAGGUAGAAACGCCACGAGUGAGCAGCGAUGCGAGCAGGCCUGCUGAGCCGGUCUCUCCCCUUGUUGCCUCUCCUGCUUCUGCUACGGCUGCGGCUACCCCUGCCGCUGCUGUCGCUGUCGCUACCUCGCCGCUGUCCGGAUCGCCAAAGGCAGCAUCGGUCUCGAGAAAGUCUACGCUCACAAACGGGACGCUGCAGGCGUCUGCGGAGGAUGAGACCAUGAAGACGAUUGAGAUCUAA
Molecule: messenger RNA, 1710 nt
Organism: Grosmannia clavigera kw1407
Lineage: Eukaryota; Fungi; Ascomycota; Sordariomycetes; Ophiostomatales; Ophiostomataceae
Product: beta-glucan biosynthesis regulatory protein
Exons: 3
Coding region: 1-1710 (569 amino acids)
Biological process (GO): regulation of fungal-type cell wall biogenesis; cell wall biogenesis
Cellular component (GO): mating projection tip
Source: RefSeq, a predicted model, not a curated record